AUGCAAGAAGAACGAAGCAGGUCCUCUUAUCGACCAAACCUCCAUGGACUCUCGAGCUAUUAUCGGUAAAUUAUUCACAUUAUUUUCUGAUCUCUAAAGUUCCUCACGCAGAGAACGAUUCGGAAGUCAUUCACCAGAAGAAUACCUAAAUUUGCGCAUCUCCGGAUUCGAUGACGCUAUGGAUCGAGAUGAAAUCAAGCAGAAAUUGACUCAUGAGUUCAGGAAGUACGCCCCGUUUGAGGUACACUGUUAAGUAAGAAAAAACAAUAAUAUGAAGAGUAGCUUUAGAUAAAAGUCGUGAAAAACCCAGAAGAAGACGAACGACUUGCGUACGUCAAUUUCGAACGAAAGGAAUGCGCCCGGAAGGUGCGCUACACGAUGAUGGAGCGACUGAAAGACGUGCUCGGAAAGCAUGUCCAGUGUGAUCCGGCAGGGAUUCUCAGAGAUCAGGAAGGGAAGUACAUUCCUGAUCGUUUCAAUCGUGCACAACAAGGCGAUCGACGAGAUCCCGGUGGAAACAACCGUAGCCGUCCGACAAAGGAGCCUUCCACGUGGCGACUCAAGCAAGACGAUGACGAAGCAACUCGUACCCUUUUUGUCGGAAAUAUGCCAUCAGAUGUGAAAGAACGCGAAAUACGAAGUGUUUUCGAGAAAUACGGAAAAGUGGAGGAAGUGGACAUCAAGACUCCGAUAAAUACAGAUGCUGCUUACGCUUUCGUCAUGUUCACGGUCAGUACAAAUCCGUGUUUCCGUUUAGGUAUAAAUAAAAACGUUCAGACAGUCGAUCAAGCGAUUGAAGCGAAGAACGGGGAGCAAAAUGAGCAAGUUCGAAUUGGUGGAUCUCGGAUGAAAAUUGGUUACGGAAAGAGCCAGGUUUCACGGAAAUUGAUCGUUGGCGGGCUCAAUAAGGCAUGCGAUAAGGAAACGUUGCAAAAAGUGUUCGGGUCGUACGGAUUCAUCGACGAUAUAGAAUACAGCAACGGAUCGGAUAUCGCAUAUAUUGUAUUCGAAAACACGCAUCAAUCUCAAGAAGCUUGUCGCUGUCUACGAGGACAAUCCGUGCCUGGAAGUGAACGUCCCAUUAUGGUGGAUUAUGCCAAAGACACGUCCGUACAACCGGAAAAGCAGUACAUGAGAAAGCGACGAGCAUCAAGGUCUCCUGUCAGAACGAAAGGACCCAGAACUCCUCCAGGAUCACCGAAAGAUACAGUGCAUAGUUUCGAAGAACUUGAUGAAAGUUAUGCAGCCACGUGGAGUGGUAAAAUGGCACUGAAGAAAAAAGACUACUUGGUCAAGUUCUAUCGAGUGUACGGAGCAGAACGCCUCGUGGUCAACUUGCUUCGUGACGAAGACGACGCUCCUCUUCAUUUAAAUAUAACUCAAAGGUAUCAAUCAUAAUCCAUUCUCAAAUAUUUACGAACAUCCCUUUUCCAGACUUAGUCUCAAUCCUCACACACCCAACAAUGCUCUUUAUGACAAGUUAUCGUGUUGCACUUCGAAAGAACUGAGUCUUGGAGUAAUCUGUGGAAGAAAGAAUCUUGAAGACCUGCAGCCCCUAGUCAAUUACUUCACUAACAAAGAUGCAGCAGGUAAUCCACUUCUCAAGUAACAACUUAAUCUGGUUAUCAGGCGUCGCAAAUGUUCCCGGUGGAAUGCUGUACAUAUUUCCGUACUCCGACUUCGCUCUUCGACUGCUCAAAGAGUUUGCCCCGCAAAUCGAAGUCUUCAAUGAUGAUAGCCCGUUUUUGCUUGGAGCACUUGCCGUCUCCGUCUCUCAAGAGCCCGGAAGUUCAUCAGACUAA
Molecule: messenger RNA, 1802 nt
Organism: Caenorhabditis sp. 36 PRJEB53466
Lineage: Eukaryota; Metazoa; Nematoda; Chromadorea; Rhabditida; Rhabditidae
Source: the annotation of a GenBank genome assembly